Molecule: messenger RNA, 2755 nt
Organism: Xiphias gladius (swordfish)
Lineage: Eukaryota; Metazoa; Chordata; Actinopteri; Istiophoriformes; Xiphiidae
Product: E3 ubiquitin-protein ligase TRIM11-like
Molecular function (GO): protein binding; zinc ion binding
Source: RefSeq, a predicted model, not a curated record
AUGGCUGAGAGGUCUAGUCAGGCUGACCAUGAAGAAGGAGAGGAAUGGAUACAAGGCAAAAAUACAAACACUCCUGUGGAUCAAAAUGGAUACACUGUCACUGCUGGGGAAUCAACAGACAUAGAUCCUACUGAGGAUCAGCAUCUAACCCAACCUGAAGAAGAGUCUGAGUGUCCAGGCUGCCAGUCACUGAGUGUACUGACAUUGCCUUGUGGCCACAAACUGUGUCCCACAUGUAUAGAGCUGAGCCAAGGAGAGCUGGGCCAGGCCGGCUGCACUAUCUGCUAUGGAUUGCAGCUGAUGGACUCGGUCCUCCACACUCUGCUGGAUGCCCUGUUCCAUGGCCAGCCCAGGAGACACGGGGUCACAGAAGAUGGAGGGGAAGCUUGGGAUGGAUAUAGGGUAGUGGAGAGAGAUGAGCUGUGUGUGCAGCAUGGAGAAAUGCUAACUGUGUUUUGUCUGCAAGAUGAGGAGCCGAUCUGCCAGCAGUGUCAGACAGAUGAGCAUGAAGAACACCAGUGGUGCUCCACAGAGGAAGCUGUUUACAACUGUAAGAAAGACCUACGAUCUGUUAUCAGAAGCCUCCAGGAGCAGUUAGAGAGUUUAACCUUAAUCAGACAAACCUGUGAGGAUACUGCCUCUCACAUCAAGAGCCAGUCAGUACAAACAGCCCAGAUCUUGAGGGAUGAGUUUGAGAAGAUGCACCAAUACCUCCGUGAUGAGGCGGCAGCUCUGAUGUCACAGCUGAAACAGGAAGAGGACGAUAAAAGUCAGAUGAUGAAAGUAAAGAUUGACAGGAUCAACAAUGACAUACGAGUGCUGACCAAAAGUAUCAGAGAGACAGAAGAUGCCAUGGGCUUAGACAACUUCCUCUUUCUAAAGUGCAGAGUAGAGGAGCCUGAGGAUGAAUCACGAGCUCUGCUUGAUGUAGCCAAACACCAGAGCUGUGUACAGCACCGUGUCUGGGACAAGAUGUUGAGGAUCAUCCAGUACUUUCCAGUGACCAUGGACCCUAACACAGGCUCAGUGCGUUUAGGUGUGUCUCCUGACCUGUCCAGUGUGUAUGUGUGUGAGGAGCAGCUUCUUCCCGGCAAUCCAGAGAGGUUUGUGAGUCCACAGAGCAUCCUGGGCUCAGAGCGCUUCAGCUCAGGGAGGCACAGAUGGGAGGUGGAGGUGGGAGAUAACAGUCACUGGUCUCUUGGUGUGGCCAGUGAGACAGUCCACAGAAAAGACUACUCAGACAUAGAGCCUGGUUGUGGCCUAUGGAUUGUGUCCCACUCCUCUGGGGAGUACCGGGCUGACCACAGCACCCCCCUCAGGGUGAGACGAAGGCCAUGCAGAGUCAGAAUUCAGCUGGACUGGGAGAGAGGGUGUCUGACUUUCUCUGAUGCCAAUGACAACACCCUGAUCUAUCGUUUUAAAACGCAGUGGAGUGGAAAUCUGAGACCCUACUUUUCCACCACAUGUUCUAAACACCCACUGAAAAUCACAGCAGGGAGGGUGACUGUUAACAUAGAAUAGUAUAAUACUGUCAUGAUACAAAAGGAAAAAUAUGACUUUUUGGAGAAAUAGACAUAUGUGUCAACCCCAACAGUCAGAUUUUAAAAAAUGUAAAAUUCAUCUCUGUGUCCAGUACAAUGAUUGGCCCUAUUUAACGUACGUUACAACAAAAACUUGCAGUAAGAUGAAACUGCUGACCAUAGCUGAAUUAUAAGUAAGAAAAAAAAAAGAAAAAAACCUUAAAGAACUCCUAAGCUUUAUUAUUUACAUGUUAUAUUUUGAUCCCCCAGCCAUUCCACUGGACAUAACUUUUCCAGGAUGUCUAUAUCUAUGAUUACUGUUAUCUGACUCCACAAAAAUGCAUAAACUUAUUUGAUUGGAUGUCUAUAAGCCAAUCACAGUUUCCAUAAUCUAUAAGUGGGCUGCAGUAGAGCUUCAACCCCUUUUUCAGCAAGCAAUUAAUCAUAUUGUUAAAGUAAUUUCUGUUUAAACUGUUUAAAUUAAAAUGAGAUGAUGUAUAUCAAAAUAUCAUGAAAAAUGUAUAGAUUUUUUCAAAAAAAGUCUGUUAAUUGGAAUGGCCGGGGGAUCUGAAUGUCACAGGAGGGGAAAUGAAGAGGGAAAUACUGUUUUGAUUUAUUCUGACUGCUCUGACUUGAAUUUCUUAUUAUACAAUCAGCUUAUAAUGUAUCCUAUUGAUUAUGUACACAGAAUAUUCAACUCAGGGGGCUUUGAACAUACUGCUUUACAUACUGGUCCUUCUUUUAUCCAUAAUUUUGUUAAAAUGAUACAAAAAUACACUGUGUUUUAAAGCAUCUCUUUAUUCAUUGAUAUGAUUUAACCAUUCAUGUAUGAUAAAUUAACUCGUGGGUUUUUAAUGAAAAAAGGCCUCAAGAUUAUUUAUUGUCAUUUAAAUUAUUUUAAUAAUUUCAUUUGAUUGCUAAUGAUUUGUGAGUGCAUUUAGAGUAAAAAUCCACCAUUACAAUUGUUUUUUUGUGUUUGGAAGAUAAUUGUGUUCUGAACGGAUUAAGUUAUCAAGGCUAUUAGAAGCUCAUAGGACCUGUGUGUCAAACAUUUUUCUAGACAAAUAGUCAAGUUUAAUGGAUGAGUCUGCUGAUAUUCUACAUUUUUCUUUUUGUCAAUAAAAAAAACAAAAAGACCAUAACCAACAACAAAUGUAUCCUUCUAACAAGUAUUGUGUGUGUAUCAAGGCCUAAUGCAUAGUAUCUUAUUCUCUGUGCCCUAGAAUUCCAUUGUU